AUGUCGACUACAAUCAAUACGAUUUAUACUUUUGCUACACAACAAAUAUCUAUCUAUUUUGGUAUCCCUAUUCUCAUUGGUGGAGUUCUUGGUGGAAUUCUUAAUAUUAUUGUCUUUCUUAGUCUUCAAACAUUUCGAGAAAGUUCAUGUGCAUUUUUUUUAACUAUCAUGUCAUUUGUCAAUAUUGGACAAUUGAUAACAGGAUUACUUUCUCGUAUUAUGAUUUCAGGAUUCAAUAUUGAUUGGACAGAAAUAUCAUUAUUUUACUGUAAAUUCAGAAUUAGUUGUCUUCAAGUUUGUGCAUUAACAUCCUACACAUGUAUGUGUUUAGCAGUUAUCGAUCAAUUACUGGCUACUUCUCUUCAACCUCAUUGGCAACAAUAUCUCAAUACUAAAAAAGCUUAUCGUUUAUGUGCAAUAGUUUUUGUCAUUUGGCUUCUUCAUAGUAUACCAUCAUUGAUUUGGUAUAAUCUUAGUUUUUCAGUAAGAACAGGAAAAGUUGGUUGUGUCAUAACAAAUCCUAUUUUUCAACAAUAUUAUACUUAUGUUUAUUUACUGAUUCUUGCUGGUGUUUUACCAAUUAUUAUUGAUAUUAUAUUUGGAUCUAUAGCAUAUAGUAAUGUAAGACAAAUACCUUAUCGAACAAUACCACUUAUUCGACGAGAAUUAGACAAACAAUUAACAACUAUGGUUCUUGUACAAGUUGUUUUUAAAGUCUUUAUUAUUAUACCAUAUAUUAGUGUUCUAUUUAUACUCAAUACUGCAAAUUUAUCAAAUAAUUCAAUUAAUGUUACUCAAUUAAAUUUUGUUAGUUUCAGUCCAUUUUAUAUAUAUAUUUGUGUAUCAAAAAGAUUUCGUCAACAAUUUAUUCAUGUUAUCUCUAUUAUUGUUUUUAAACAAUGGAAACGCCCGAUUACCGGUAUUAAUAGAGUGUCAGCAGAAGAACAGCAACAAUAA
Molecule: messenger RNA, 957 nt
Organism: Rotaria sordida
Lineage: Eukaryota; Metazoa; Rotifera; Eurotatoria; Philodinida; Philodinidae
Source: the annotation of a GenBank genome assembly